Messenger RNA from Leucoraja erinaceus (little skate), 2351 nucleotides. RefSeq lists its product as uncharacterized. The record is from RefSeq and is a predicted model, not a curated record. NCBI's taxonomy places the organism in Eukaryota, Metazoa, Chordata, Chondrichthyes, Rajiformes, Rajidae. The transcript has 2 exons. The coding region runs from base 1014 to 1304 and encodes 96 amino acids.
CAUCAUCCAACCAGGUUGUGAAAGAAGGAAUUGUUAACUUAGUCUGGAUGUUGGCCAAGGGUUGACUGAGUCUGUAGUAUUUGAUUGGAACCUUUUAUUUACACAUCCAGCUUUAGCCCUUUCCUGUCAGGAGCUAGAUUCCAUAAUACUGCAGUCACUAAACCAGCUCUCUCGUAACGAACCUUGUAAAAAAAUGCUGAAAGUCUCUUGAGAAUACUUUGUGGGUUAGGGUCAGAGCUCUUACAAUCUAAAGUUAGCACGCAGCAGCUAAAUUUAGUGUAUUAUAGUCAGAGGCUGCAAGUGAAGUUUAAACAGUUUCUGUCCGUGGCAGGGUGCAUAAAGUUAUCGUAGAACAAGCCCACAGUUCACUGUGCAGUCAGCGAAAUAAACAGGAAGUUUUACUCAAAAUGGGAGCUUUGACGUCAGAUGUGAAAGCUUUUAACGUUGCUGACCACAGGCAGCUAGGGUGAGGAGCACAGAGUGAGCUCGGAGACGCGUGAGAGAGAGAGAGAGAGAAGGAGGGGAACAGGAGUGAGCUGUCAAGCCUGCCAUCACAGCCACGACUCACUGACAUUACCUGCAACUCCGGGACAGACUGAGGGAUCAGAAUGCAACCCGAACAGCCAGACCAGCCCUGAAAAUAUCGUCAGUCUGCCGUAGAAGCUGAACCAUUGAGGAUUCACCUGAGCCCUGAAGUGGAAUCUGCUAUUCGAUCUUGCUCCAGAUGACCUUGUUGGGCCAGCAGCUUUUGCCUGGACUCGCUUCAGCUGAUAGCAGGUGUGCAUGUGUGAGAGUGUGAGGGUUUUGUCUGCAUGCACUUUGGUUGGAUGCAUGUGAGUGUGAGCAGUGUCCCAGUUGGAGUGUUGCGUGUGUGUAAGUAAGUGUGAGCAGUGCCCCGGUUUGUGUGCUGUGUGAGCAGUGUGCCAGUUUGUGACCAGGGGCGAGAGUGAGUGUGAGCAGUUCCUUGUGUGAGUGUGGACUUGGGCUGAGUUGAGGACAGGCAGAGAGCCGCCAUGCUGGAACAAGUGUCGUUGUUUGUGCAUUCGAUGUGGGAGCUGCUGGUCAGCAAGCACUCUGAAGGGCUGUACAACUCUGUUUGCCUGGCGGUGCUGCUGGUGCUGCCGCUGCUGCUGCUGCUCCUGUCCGUGUGCCUCUGCUGCCAGGGCUGCUGCGGCCGCACCUGCUGCUGCUCCAGUUGCCGCCGCCAACAGCACAACAGAGCCCGCAGGAAGAAACACGACGACCUCUGGAUUUCCAGCCAGCCGCAGCCCAUCAUGAUGGAAAGCCUCACCUUGUCGGUGUGACACGGCCCCGGGCUCCGGCCACCUCCAGGCACCCCUUCCGCUUCGGACAGCAGGACCAUGCCUUCCCUGCAGCCCAACAUACUCACGGACCGCACCAAACAUGAUGACUGACACCCAAUGGAGGGUUCGCCUCCACUCUGCUGCUGAACCUCUUCCCAGUAAUCCAGGCGGCUGUUCCAGGUUGGCCAGUCCAGGACCAUCAGGAGCUCCAGCCCCUUCUCACCAGCACCUUCACAUUGGCACCUCACGGGGCAGGGAUGGAGGUGAGACACCCUACUGGGCUCUGCACCACACCCCAUCUCUCCACACCGCUUGAAAGCAAGAUUCUGUGACCUCCACAGUUACUGAAAGAUGAUUUAUUUAAUAUUGUUGCACAGAGUUUACAAUUGUACACGCCCGUCUGUUACAAGAUGACUGCAGCACAACGAGUUGGUUGUACUCUCCCAGGCCCAUGGUGGAGACAGACUGGUGUCCAAACAAUCCCACAACUCUGUUGUGGGUUUAACUGGACCACACUUUUCUUUUGGGAAAAUGUGCCUUUGAUCCUUUGAAAGCUUGUGAGAACCACCAGGCCAACUACCCACAAAACCCCACUGGCUGGUUAAUGCCUGAAGUGUUCACUGAUUGACUUUGAGACAAUUGGGGCAAGUUUGUCGACAGACUGGCAGCACUGGGCCUGUAUCUGCACUCAUUGCUUUUCAGGUUUCCCCCCAAUUUUUAACAUUUUUUUCCCUUUAUUUUAAUGGAUGUAUUAAUUGUAUGUUUGAAGCUUGUAGUCGAAUGCCUAUUGGAAAUAGUUUGUUCUGCCCAGCUAACAUUGAAACCGUCUGCACUUGGAAACGCUGGAUGCUGCACCCACCAUGGGUCAGAGUGGUGAGACCAUGCAGGUCUUUCACCCCCUUGUCAAGGACUAGUCUAAAUCUAAAGGACUAGUCAUCCAUUUUCAGUCGGAGGAGGAGAGUUUUAGGCUCAAUUCACCCUGUGCCAAUAUCCCCACAUUACACAGUGAAGAGCAAUGUUACUUUUGUGUAAAUAAAAAUUAUUCUA